ACUCCUUUCUUCUGGGGGCUUUGAACUCCUCCUUUGAACUUCCUGCAGAACUCCUACAAGAGUGGUGUAGCUGGGAAGCGGAACUGGACCUACUGUGCCACAUCACCUUUCCUAGGCCAUACCUUCCGAAGGAUGUCAGUCACAAGGGUGUGACAUAUGAAGUCCAUAUAUUCGCUGACGCUUCUGAUCGAGCCUAUGGCGCUGUGGCGUAUUUGAGAACUGAGGAUAGCCAAGGCCAACGGCACCUGUCCUUCAUCCUAGCCUGCUCACGCGUGGCCCCAAAGCGCCUUCAGUCCAUCCCGCGCUUGGAGCUUUGUGCAGCACUUGUAGCGGCUCAACUAGCCAGUGUCCUGAAGAAUGAGCUAUAUAAUAUCCGAACCAGCAUCAUAAUCUUCCUUCCUCCUCACCACAUAGAGACCUGUGCUUCAUUAUACCUGUCUGUUAUACCUUUGUGGGAGAUAUGUUCUUCGCUUCUUGGGUGGCUCCAUCGUCACUCUCUGUCAGUCGAAGUAGCACAGCAGUGAUCAAAGACUCUUCCUGGUUUUUCUGUGCCUAUUUAAGGAGCGCGAAUCAUGACGCGAGCCAGUUACGUGAUCGCUGAAAAUGGGGCCUCAUUUGCCUUCGGUCUUGUGAUAUGAGGAAAAAACGAGACGGGCCUCGAUACGGGCUCCAUUUAAUCAUCAGCGGAAUGGGUCCCAGCUGUGUGUCGCCAUUAAGCUGAAGAAGGACAGAUGAAGACGCGGAAGCGGGGAGACAGGAAGUAAAACAAUAAAAGCACAAACGAACACGAAACCUAACAGUACACCCCCUUCGAGGAGGGCCUCUAGGCACUUUUCCAGCCUUGUCUGGGUGGGUGCCGUGAAACUUGAGAUUAAGUCUUGGUCGAGGAUGAGGGAGCGGGAGAUCCAGUAUUGCUCCUCAGGGCCAGUCAAUUGCGUAUCGCUUUGAUGGCGGCGCCUUGUCAGGCAGUGGCUACUGAGGCUCCCGGUAACAAAGCCAAAUGUAUGUAUAAUACAAUGAAAAUGAAACAAUCAACGAACGAACGAACAAACAGUGGAAACGGCGCAAUGCGUUUAUUAGGAUAUGACCGGCAAACGAUCAUUAAUCUGAGGGAUUUCAACGGCUUUUAUCCCGUUAGGGCGGAGACACGGACGACCCUACACGACCUCGGUCUGUUCCACCGGUCGGAUCCAAGGAUCUACAGCAUAGCGAAGCCCCGCCAGUCAGAUUCAGAGUCCUACAGCACAGCGAAGCCCCUCCCCAGCAGCAGGGAUCAUCAUCACGGGGGACAUCGGAGGCGGUGCGAGAGGAAGCAGAAGCGCGGUUGCCGUGGCGGAAUUAAGGCUAAGAUAAAUGCUAACCCGUUCCGCUCGCCGCUCCCGUCGGUCCUGCUCUCUAAUGUGCGCUCGCGAGAAAACAAACUGGACUAUUUGAAACUGGACUUGAACACCCGAAGGGAGACACGGAACUGUUGCGUGCUGAUCCUCACGGAGACGUGGCUCAACUCUUCUGUCCCGGACACCGCCAUUAGCCUGGAAGGGCUAACAGCGUUCAGGGCGGACAGGAACAACGUGCUCACAGGUAAAACCCGGGGAGGGGGUGUCUGCAUCUACAUCAACAACAACUGGUGUAUCAACACAACUCCGGUCUCCAGUCACUGCUGUGUGGACAUAGAGUUUCUGAUUGUGAAAUGUAGACCCUUCUACUUGCCACGUGAGUUCACCAGCGUCACAGUGGUGGCCCUGUACAUCCCUCCAAGCGCUGACUGCAAACAGGCCCUGAGUGUCCUCCAUCAAGCCAUCAGCGACGUGCAGUCCACACACCCAGAGAGUGUCUUCAUUGUGGCAGGGGACUUUAACCAGGCCAAUAUGAAGACUGUGCUUCCAGCCUUUCACCAGCAUGUGGACUUCGCUACUCGUGGGGAGAACACCCUGGACCUGGUCUACACCAACAUCAAGAAGGCGUACAGAGCUGUCCCUCGUCCUCACCUCGGCUCCUCAGAUCAUCUCUCUGUGUUGCUGGUCCCUGCAUACCAGCCCCUGCUCAUGAGAGAGAAACCAGCAGUGAGGACAGUGAGAGUGUGGCCAGAGGGAACCAUAUCAGCCCUUCAGGACUGUUUCGAGCGUACUGACUGGAGCAUGUUCAAGGAUGCUGCUACGGACUGCAAUCAGCAAACAGACGUGGGGGAGUAUGCGACCAUCGUCACUCGGGCCAAUCAGAAGCCUUGGAUGACGAAAGAGGUGCGUGAUAGACUGAGGGAGCGAAAUGCUGCGUUCAAAUCUGGAGAUGGAACGGCACUCAGAUCAGCCAGGGCGAAUCUGAACCGUGAAAUCCGGGCAGCGAAGCGCACCCACAGUCGGAAGGUCCAAGGCUUCUUUCAGAAUGCCAGCAACACCAGACAACUGUGGCAGGGCAUCCAGACGGUCACAGGCUAUAAAGCCUCUCCCCCUCCUUGCCGUGACGACAUCAGCUUCCUCAAUGAGCUGAAUAACUUCUUUGGAAGGUUUGAAGCUCUCAAUACCAACCCUGCGAGGAAAGCUGCCCCCCACUCUGACGAACAGACGCUCAGACUGGACACCGCUACGGUGCAGAGAACUCUGAGGAAGGUGAACGCAAGUAAAGCUGCAGGCCCUGACAACAUUCCUGGACGACUGAUUAAGGAAUGUGCUGACCAGCUGUCCCAAGUGCUCACGGACAUCUUCAACACCUCUCUGACCCAGGCGGUCGUCCCUCCAUGUUUCAAGUCGGCCAUAAUUAUUCCUGUGCCCAAGAAACCGACCACCACGUGUCUGAACGACUUUCGCCCCGUUGCACUAACAUCCACCAUCAUGAAGUGCUUCAAGAGGGUGGUUGAGGACCACGUCGUCUCCAUACUCCCCGCAUCAUUCGACCCGUUCCAGUUUGCGUACCAGCCGAACCGCUCCACGGAGGACGCCAUCUCCACUGCUCUCCACCUGAGCCUGGAGCACCUAGAGAAGAAGAACACUCUGGUUCGGAUGCUGUUCCUGGACUUCAGCUCAGCUUUUAAUACCAUCAUCCCACAGGACCUGGUACAUAAAUUGGAGCAACUAGGAGUGGAGACCUCCAUGUGCAACUGGCUGCUGGACUUUCUCACCAACAGAACCCAGUCUGUCCGAGUAGGAGGUAACACGUCAAGUGUUAUCUCCCAGAACAUCGGCUCCCCUCAGGGAUGUGUCCUCAGCCCACUGCUGUUCACUCUGCUGACCCACGACUGUCGCCCCAAGUAUAGCAGCAACCACAUCCUGAAGUACGCGGACGACACAAUGGUUGUGGGUCUCAUCCAGGACAAUGAUGAACUGGUCUACAGGGAGGAGGUGCAACAUCUGGUGGACUGGUGUGAGACGAACAAUCUGGCCCUGAAUCUCGACAAGACGAAGGAGAUUGUCGUGGACUUCGGGAGAUCAAGACACAGCCAUGCCCCUCUUUACAUCAACGACAGGGCUGUGGAAAUGGUGAGUACAACCAAAUACCUGGGUGUGCACAUCACAGACGAUCUUAGCUGGUCACUCCACACCUCCUCCCUGGCAAAGAAGGCACAGCAGCGUCUGCACUUCCUGACCACCUUCUACAGAGGGACAAUCGAGAGCCUGCUGACCAGCUGCAUCUCCGUCUGGUCUGGGAGCUGCAGUGCAUCAGACUGGAAGUCUCUGCAGAGGGUGGUGAGGACAGCGGAGAAAAUCACCGGGACCCCGCUCCCUGCCAUCAAGGAUAUAGCAGAUGUUCGCUGCUUAUCCAGGGCACAAAGGAUCAUCGCGGACUCUACUCAUGCAAACUAUGCACUGUUCUCCCUCCUGCCAUCUGGCAGACGGUUCCGCAGCAUCCGAUGCAGAACCACCAGAUUCAGGAACAAGGGAAACAAAGUGUGCCAUCUUAGAAAAUCUAUCCACAAUGGUCAUAACCGUUGUCAUACCUGCAGACGGGGGCAAGCGCUUGACAAAAUCGACGGCAAUGUGUGACCAAGGUCGGCCAGGAAGAGGCAGAGGCAGAGGUUGUAAGAGACCAGCUGGAGGACGAUGUGAGGAUUUGGAACGAUCCAACGAUACAGGUCUCAGGAACAAUGGUCUCCAUUUUCUCUUGGGAGAGAGGAUUCUCAUGGAGUCUGGACAGAGCAUCGGGUUUAGCAUUCUGGCUGCCUGGGCGGUAGGUUAUGGAAAACCUAAAUCUUCCCAGAAAAAGAGCCCAACGAGCCUGACGAGAGUUGAGCCGUCUGGCGGACUGGAGGUACAGAAGGUUUUUAUGGUCUGUGAAUACCAAAAAAGGGGUUUGAGCCCCCUCUAACCAGUGCCUCCACUCCUGUAGUGCAGCCACAACGGCCAAGAGCUCAGGGUUGCCAAUAUCAUAAUUUCUUUCCGCACUUGACAAUCCUCGGGAAAAGAAAGCACAUGGGUGUACCUUUUGGUCAGACGGAUCCCUUUGUGACAGGAUAGCGCCGAUUCCUGAAUCUGAAGCGUCUACCUCCAGGAUAAACUGCCGGGAAGGGUAAGAAUGACGCAGGAUCGGAGCAGAGGAAAACAGAGUCCGGAGCUUGUUGAAAGACUCCUCAGCCUCAGGAGUCCAGACGAAAAUCAUCUCAGUGGAGAUUACCACAGCUUCGAUUUUUGCAGGAUCAGGAAGAAGGCGUCCCUCUCCCAAUAUGAAUCCCCGGAAGCUGACCUGUUUCAUGUGAAACUCAGACUUCUCGGCUUUGCAAUAGAGUCUAUUUUCCAGAAGUCUUUGUAGGACCAGCCGCACAUGCUCCUUGUGUUCCUCCUCCACCCUUGAGAAGAUCAGUAUGUCGUCCAAGUAGACGUAUAGAAAAUGAUUAAUCAUAUCUCUGAGGAUGUCAUUUACAAGUGCUUGGAAUACGGCAGGAGCGUUAGUUAACCCGAAUGGCAUGACACAAUAUUCGAAAUGACCCAGAGGCAUCUUAAAAGCGGUCUUCCACUCGUCUCCCUCUCUGAUGCGAACUAGAUGAAAAGCAUUGUGUAAGUCAAGUUUCGAAAAAAUAGUUGCCUGGUUUAGGGGCUCUAAAGCAGGGUCGAUGAGCAGAAGUGGGUAUUUAUUUUUAACAUGGAUCUGGUUCAAGCCGCGAUAGUCAUUGCAUGGACGAAGAGAGUUGUCCUUUUUGCUGACAAAGAAAAACCCCGCACCCAGAGGGGAGGAGGAAGGGCGAAUCAAACCAGCUGCUAGGGACUCAUUUAUAUAUCUUUCCAUUGACUCUCUCUCUGGGCAGACAUUAUAUAGUCUACUCGAGGGGAAAGGAGCCACAGGAAUUAGAUCGAUGGCGCAAUCAUAAGGGCGGUGAGGGGGAAAAGAGAGAGCUUGGUCCUUAUUAAAUACCUCCCCAAGAUCGUGGUAACAAGUAGGAACCUUUGAGAGAUCCGGAGGUGAGGGUGGGGAGGAAGGGGUGGUCUGAAGGGAACCAGGAGCAGACCUAAGGCAAUGAGCAUGACAGUGGGUGCUCCAGCCAGCAAUCUUGGACCGUCUCCAGUCUAUCUGCAGAUUGUGUGUGGAGAGCCAGGGAAAACCGAGAACGAGUGGAGAAGAAGAAGCAGGGAGAACCAGAAACGAGAUCACCUCAGAGUGGUUUCCAGACAGUGUGAGGGUCAGGAGGGAGGUGCGGUGGGUGACUUGUGGGAGCAGACUGCCGUCAAUUGCCGAAAGAGAGCGAGGGGAGUCCAACCUGACAAGAGGAACGGAUAAUGAGUCAGCAAAAGAGGCGUCGAUAAAGUUAUCAUGAGCACCUGAAUCUAUGAACACCUCGACCGGAGAGUUCGUCUCUCCCUUGCGCAGGGAGGCAGAAAAAAUUAUUCUUCCCACUCUAAUAGGUGUUUUACUGACCUUAUUUUGGGAGACGAGUGGAAGACGGCAGCCUCUAGGACGGACCGGACAAACACGGAUGAUGUGACCCGGUUGACCACAAUAUAAACAAAGGCCCCGAGAGAUCCGGAGUUGGCGUUCUUCCAGUGUCAGUCUCAUUCUCCCCACCUGCAUGGGCUCAGAGUCUUCAAGUCAGGAGGAGACUUCGGGCUGAGGGUUAGUUGUAGGUGGAGAAAACGGAACCGGCAACACCAUGUGGUGAGUGGGACGUUUCUCUCUGGAAUGCUCUCUGAUCCUGUUAUCUAUUCCAAUAGCUAGGAGGAUGAGCUCCUCCAGAGAGUUGGGUUCGUCGCGGAGAGAGAGUUGGUCCUGUAUGUUGGAGGCUAGCCCAUUAAUAAAUAUGGACAUGAGUGCUGGUUCAUUCCAUCCAGUCUGGGCUGCUAGGAUCCUGAAGCGGAUCGAAUAUUCGGAUACCGAUUCCUUAGGGAUGUCUUGAGUGACAGAUACUAAGUGCUUGGAAGCGCAAGAGCCACUUUUGAAGGGAGCAUCAAAAACUCGACGCCUCUCUGAGGAGAAUGUGUGGAAAUCAUUCAGAAUGGGAGAGUCUUGACUCGCAAAGAGAAGCUGCCCACUGGCUGGCCUUGUCGCGGAGAAGGUUUAUACAGUAUACAAUCCGGGCUCUGUCUGUCUGGAAAAGUGAGGGUUGAGAGUCAAAGACAGGCGAAUAUUGAAAAAAGAAGUUCUUACAGAAGCCUGGUUUACCUGCAUAAACCUCUGGCGUAGGAAUGGUCAGCUCUCGAACAUUGAAUAGUUGUUGUACUGGGGCAGGAGCAGAAGCAGCGACUGGAGCAGGUAAGGUUGAGUCUGCUCCAGUAGGAGGAGGCGAAGAUCGCUCACAAUGGGCUGAAAUAUUCUGCAGCUGCUCCAGGAAACCCUGAGUCACUCUCUCUAAAUUAGAGAUUCUAGUGCUCUGGGAGCCUACAGCCUUCUGCAAAUUCAAAACCAUUGCUGAGUCAGUUCAGUGGCUAGACGGUUCUGUCAUAGUGUAGUUGUAAGGUGACUCAAUUCAUAUGGUUUUAAAUUCGCAGAUGACUUGAGACAAGCAAGGUUUCUGUUAAUCAAGAAGUUUAAUACAAAAAUAAUACACGAACAAAAACAAUGAACUGAGGGCGGCGACACCAAAGUGGAGCGCGGUGGACACAACACCAACGGUGGGGGAAUAACCUACAACAGAAAACAGGCGUGAGUUACACUGCACUGUAAAACGGGGACAGCAGAAAACUAUGCGCUCGGUAAAUACACUCACGAGGCUGAAUAUAACAAAGGACGCUUGGCAGAAGCGAAAAACAAACACUCUAGGCAAGGAAAAACUAGCAGAAAAGCUCACAGAAAGAGUAAACAAACACUCAAAGAAGCAAAUGCGGAGCUGAGGAAAGAGCAAACAGACAGUGGUAUAGAUGAAGAGAAACAAGAGAGACGCGGAGCAAGAACAAGGAAAGACAAACCAGGGACAAGAGAAUCAGAGUAGCAACAAGAGAUCAUACCACGUAUCAGCAGCAGACCAUCUAGCGACAACACAGUGGGCAGAAGGGUAGAUAUCAUCGGCGGAAUGGGUCCCAGCUGUUUGUCACCAUUAAGCUGGAGCAGGACAGACGAAGACACGGAAGCGGGGAGACAGGAAGUACAACAAUAAAAGCACAAACGAACACGAAACCUGACAUUUUUGUUACUUUAGCACAGAGAUUAAAAACAUGGAAAAGCAUUGUUUUCUUUGUCUCAGAGGAUGCAUUAUUCACGUGUCAGCAUUAUGUGCUAAAUAAGUGUAUUAUAGAUACUGUCAUACAAAUUCAAUCAGUGUUUAACUGAUUUUAACACUGGAUGUCAAGGGGGACGUGAACUUGCUGCUUUAAAUAGCAGCUUCUCGCUUAUCAUGACAGGUAAACAUACUUGGGGUCUCAAGGACACUGUCUCAAGGUGUUGCAAUGACUGA
Messenger RNA from Synchiropus splendidus (mandarinfish), 7810 nucleotides. RefSeq lists its product as uncharacterized. Bases 948 to 3977 code for a protein of 1009 amino acids. Gene Ontology annotation, molecular function: 2-oxoglutarate-dependent dioxygenase activity; methyltransferase activity. The transcript is spliced from 2 exons. The record is from RefSeq and is a predicted model, not a curated record. NCBI's taxonomy places the organism in Eukaryota, Metazoa, Chordata, Actinopteri, Syngnathiformes, Callionymidae.